Molecule: messenger RNA, 2279 nt
Organism: Carassius carassius (crucian carp)
Lineage: Eukaryota; Metazoa; Chordata; Actinopteri; Cypriniformes; Cyprinidae
Product: tubulin beta chain
Exons: 4
Coding region: 110-1444 (444 amino acids)
Biological process (GO): mitotic cell cycle; microtubule cytoskeleton organization
Cellular component (GO): cytoplasm; microtubule
Molecular function (GO): GTPase activity; structural constituent of cytoskeleton; GTP binding
Source: RefSeq, a predicted model, not a curated record
ACAGUCCAGGAAUAUAAAGCCUUUGUCCGGCUUUUCCAAAUUAUUGGUGAGCCGAGCCGCGCCGUUACUUUUCAGGUUUAUCUGAGAACUUCUCACACAAUUUCUAACAAUGAGGGAGAUUGUUCACAUCCAGGCCGGGCAGUGCGGAAACCAAAUCGGUGCCAAGUUCUGGGAGGUGAUCAGUGAUGAACAUGGGAUCGACCCAACAGGAACCUACCAUGGAGACAGUGACCUGCAGCUGGACAGAAUCAGCGUCUACUAUAAUGAAGCUACAGGAGGUAAAUAUGUGCCAAGAGCUAUUCUAGUUGAUCUGGAGCCUGGCACCAUGGACUCUGUGCGUUCAGGACCCUUUGGACAGAUCUUCAGACCUGACAACUUUGUAUUUGGACAGAGCGGUGCUGGUAACAACUGGGCCAAGGGCCACUACACAGAAGGGGCGGAGCUUGUAGAUUCUGUUCUGGAUGUGGUCCGUAAGGAGUCUGAGAGCUGCGACUGCCUGCAGGGCUUUCAGCUCACUCACUCCCUGGGCGGGGGUACCGGGUCUGGCAUGGGUACCCUGCUGAUCAGCAAAAUCCGUGAAGAGUACCCAGACCGCAUCAUGAACACCUUCAGCGUGGUGCCUUCCCCAAAAGUCUCUGACACCGUAGUGGAGCCUUACAAUGCUACACUGUCUGUCCAUCAGCUGGUGGAGAACACAGACGAAACCUACUGCAUAGACAAUGAAGCCUUAUAUGAUAUCUGCUUCCGCACCCUCAAACUCACCACUCCCACAUACGGCGACCUCAACCAUCUGGUCUCGGCCACCAUGAGUGGCGUCACCACCUGCCUGCGCUUCCCCGGCCAGCUAAAUGCUGACCUCCGCAAAUUAGCCGUUAACAUGGUGCCCUUCCCCCGCCUGCACUUUUUCAUGCCCGGUUUCGCCCCUCUGACCAGCCGAGGCAGCCAGCAAUACCGCGCCCUCACCGUGCCUGAACUCACACAGCAAGUGUUUGACGCCAAGAACAUGAUGGCGGCUUGCGAUCCAAGACAUGGACGUUACCUGACCGUCGCCGCUGUGUUCCGUGGCCGCAUGUCUAUGAAGGAAGUCGACGAGCAGAUGCUGAACGUCCAGAACAAGAAUAGCAGCUACUUCGUGGAGUGGAUCCCCAACAACGUCAAAACCGCCGUCUGUGACAUUCCGCCUAGAGGUCUCAAAAUGGCCGUAACCUUCAUCGGCAACAGCACUGCUAUCCAAGAACUGUUCAAGCGUAUCUCCGAGCAGUUCACAGCCAUGUUUAGGCGCAAGGCUUUCCUCCACUGGUACACAGGAGAAGGGAUGGACGAGAUGGAAUUUACCGAGGCAGAGAGCAACAUGAAUGAUCUGGUAUCUGAGUACCAACAGUACCAGGACGCCACCGCCGAGGAGGAGGGCGAGUUUGACGAAGAGGCUGAGGAUGAUGCUUAAGGAGGAAAGGUGUUUGGGGAGGUGGUAGUGUGUCCAAGUUUGAGUAACAUGUAGCAAAACGUAUAUGGAACAAUUUUAGUGUCUCAAACAAAAUAGAAAUUAGCACUUGACAAACGGGGCCAAAAAUAAGCAGAGUAAGGCAGAAAGAAUGUUCUGAAACACGGAAUGGGUGAAUUACAGUGUUUACGAUUAUAAAUCAUUCACUUUUUUGUGUAUUUCUUUACCGUUCUGAUGGUCAGUUCCUCUCUGUAGAGAACGGGGAAGAAUAAAGUAGCAAAUAUCCAAAUGGAAUAAAAGUUACAAAUGGAAAAUGUCCACAAAAAACUCAAGUAAAAAUUAUUAUUAUAGUUUUUAAUGUUUGCUUUUGUUAUUAUUGCACUAGAACGAGGAACUCUGUGAGAUAAUGGCACUUCAAUGUGACCUCAGCAGGUCUAAUUGCAGUAUUUAUAGAUGUGUUUAGAAAAGUAUGUUGUGUGAAAGAUGAAGGAAAAGAAAAGUACUGUAAGAAAGACAAGAUUCAGAAUAAGGGUACUGAAUAUUAACCUCGCUUGGACGCCAGCCAACGUCUACAGGAGGAUGAGUAUGAUUAACAACAUGGACAGAAUAGGGAAGUAUUUUAGAUUUUGCAGAUGGAAAGAUGAAAGUUGAAUGGGUUGUUGGUGCAAAGUUUUAAUUCAUGGACUCUCAUAUAUGUGUAUAUGUUCUCAGCCCAUACUUUUAAGUGUUACUGCAUACUCUUACACAUUACAUAUUUUAAAUGUUUUGAUGUUCCUUGAUUGUCCCUAUGUGAAAAAACUGAGCCUCUGGAGAAAACCAAAAUAAAAAUGAAAACAAU